Messenger RNA from Cololabis saira (Pacific saury), 599 nucleotides. RefSeq names its product cytochrome c. Gene Ontology annotation, molecular function: heme binding; electron transfer activity. Gene Ontology annotation, biological process: mitochondrial electron transport, ubiquinol to cytochrome c; mitochondrial electron transport, cytochrome c to oxygen. Lineage: Eukaryota; Metazoa; Chordata; Actinopteri; Beloniformes; Belonidae. The coding region runs from base 152 to 466 and encodes 104 amino acids. Gene Ontology annotation, cellular component: mitochondrial intermembrane space. The record is from RefSeq and is a predicted model, not a curated record. The transcript is spliced from 3 exons.
AGCUGUGACGUAGCAGCCGGUCCCCCUUAAGUGAGUGACCUUCCUCUCGCCCGCCACAAGACCGGUCACCCCGCAGAGAGACGACCCAGCCCGAGACUCAGAGACUUUAACCCGCUACAGAGAGACCUUAACCCGCUACACACAGGUGAUCAUGGGAGACGCUGCCAAGGGAAAGAAGGUUUUCGUCCAGAAGUGUGCGCAGUGCCACACAGUUGAGGCGGGCGGCAAGCACAAGGUGGGCCCCAACCUCUGGGGUCUGUUCGGCCGCAAGACCGGCCAGGCCGAGGGCUACUCCUACACGGAUGCCAACAAGAGCAAAGGUAUCGUAUGGGGUGAAAACACUUUGAUGGAGUAUCUGGAGAACCCCAAGAAGUACAUUCCUGGUACCAAAAUGAUCUUCGCUGGCAUCAAAAAGAAGGGAGAGCGCCAGGACCUCAUUGCAUACCUCAAAUCUGCGACAUCAUGAAGAAGUUGCAAAGAUCUCAAUAUUUAUUAUUUUAUUAUUUGGCCCCUACAUGUUCAAUACAAGGUUUUUUGUUUAGUUAUUUGCACAGGUUUAUUUAUGUUACUUACAUUUGGAAAUGUAAAGUGCUAAUUUA